Anarrhichthys ocellatus (wolf-eel) is the source of this 1644-nucleotide messenger RNA. RefSeq names its product CDGSH iron sulfur domain 2 (gene cisd2). Gene Ontology annotation, molecular function: 2 iron, 2 sulfur cluster binding. NCBI's taxonomy places the organism in Eukaryota, Metazoa, Chordata, Actinopteri, Perciformes, Anarhichadidae. Gene Ontology annotation, cellular component: intracellular membrane-bounded organelle; mitochondrial outer membrane. The transcript has 3 exons. The record is from RefSeq and is a predicted model, not a curated record. Gene Ontology annotation, biological process: autophagy of mitochondrion; regulation of autophagy. The coding region runs from base 136 to 546 and encodes 136 amino acids.
GUGUUUCAACCGGUGUGACGGUGUGAGUUUUACGUACCGGUGACAAGCUGCGCUCAGAAAUGAACGCAGUGACACAAACGAGCCCCAGGAACUACUCAAGUCAAACACAAAACCUGCAACAUUGAGCUUUUCAAGAUGGGUUUAGAAUCUGUGUCAAGGAUAAUAAAAGUCCAGCUCCCAGCCUACCUCAAGAAGCUUCCGCUUCCGGAGACGAUCGGCGGAUUUGCGAGGUUGACAGUGUCCGAGUGGCUCCGGUUGCUGCCUCUCCUGGGUAUCCUGGCUCUGCUGGGCUAUCUGACCAUUCGCCCGUUCAUGCCUAAGAAGAAGAAGCAGAAAGACAGUCUGAUCAACCUGAAGAUCCAGAAAGAGAACCCGAAAGUGGUCAACGAGAUAGACAUCGAGGACCUGAAGAGCCCAAGGGUGUGUUACUGUCGCUGUUGGCGCUCCAAAACGUUUCCUGUGUGUGACAUGUCGCACUUAAAGCACAACGAGCUAACUGGAGACAACGUGGGACCGCUCAUACUCAAGAAGAAGAUGAUACUAUAAUUGGCCGCUGAUGGGAGUUUUCCUCUCACCUCCCCAGUCUUUGGUUUUCAUAGUUAACAGCUAGUUUUCUGUCUUUUGUUGUUUUUUUAACAAAAGUCUUGGUCUUGGCUUGGUGUUGUGUUUAAGUUGCUCAUAAAUGGGGAUGACCAGAGUCUUUACUUGAAGUGGUCCUAAAACACCUACAAAUAUAAAAUUCCAGUUGUAUUGUGUGAAAACGGUAUUGUAGGUUCUGUAAUGAUAUCAAGCAGCAAGGAAACUUUUUUUUCCGUUUCUUUUUGGGGCCUUUGUUCAUGGUUUACUUUCACUUUAACAGGGCAGCCUUUUUAUAUGACCAAGUUAAACUGUAGUCAUGUCUCACUCUUUUUGGAAUCAAUUACAAAUCGGGACCACUUUGAGAGGAAAGCUUGAAACAUAAAUGCGAUGAUCUUAUGACUUUAAAUAUUCUGAACCCAUCAGAGUAUUAUUUUUUUUUUUUUUUUUGGGUUGUUUAAAAUGAAAUACUUGAUAGUAGUCCAACCCAUAACCAACAUUUUGUACUGUAAGUCUUCAUUUUGGACGAUUCUUAGGUUUGAUUUUGUCUGUGUGCCAAAUAUCAACAUGCUGUUCACUUUCAGGGUGUGAUUUAUUCUCUACUAAGUUAUUGUGUUUAUGGGAAAUGGUCAAAUAUUUAUUUGUUCAUAGCCUUUAAACAUUUGAGUUCUCAAUUUUGUUUUCAAUUCUGUUGCCUCCAAACAUUUCAAACCACUACACCGUUUAGUAAUAUCCAGUCGUACAGUUUCAACCUCAGUACGGUGUUGAGGUUUCACAAAGUAACUUCUGCAGCAUCAGACUUUAGCUCUGUACCGUUUCUUCUCUUCUUGCUUCUGUAUUGUCACAAUGGCUGUGCAUCGUCGACGACCUGCUGGAAUGUUCCUCCUCGAUUCAUCAGCAUUAUUUUAUACAUGAACAGCUUGUAUCGUCAGAUCUGUACUUCCACAAUGAUGCCUAUGAAUGUCUGUCUUUGUGAACUUUUGUAAGUUGAUGGCUUGCAUCGACUACUCUGUUUAAUUUGUAAAAAGCAACAGUCGGGAUGUUAAACUCAGUUUUUGGCAAACGGAA